CAAAUCAAACCGGCGGGCGGAGAGAGCGAAGGGCGCCCCCUGCCGGCACACAGCGCUCACUGUAGCCCUGUAGCGAGCGCCUGACGCUGAGGUUCCCGCCUGGCAGCCUCCAGGCUCCCCAUCUUCCAGCCCAGCCUGGGGGUGUCUGGCUGCGCCGCCUCAGCGCCGCUCCUACCUCCCCUGGCUUGUCUGGCGCGGUCACAUGAUGCGCAGCGGGAAGGCGGGAACCUGCAUGGGGAGCAAGGGAGUGAUAGCUGGGGUGGCCUGGAGAGAAGAGGAAAGUCCCCUACAGUGAUGGCCCAAGCAUGAAAAGAUCAUGAGCUGGGCUUUAAAACCAUCCGAUUUUUCAAAAUAAUAAAUGUUCGGUGCUCUGUGUCUGCCCUCUGGGGUUUGAGCCUUCAGGCCUCGCAUUUUCCAGCUUUCCUUUCUACUCAGAGGAGACCCAGCAAUUAAUUUACUUUGGAAAAAGAAAUGGAAGCUGAGAGUCUUGCAUGAUCACACGACUCCAGGAGUUGGGGCUUAAAAAAAUAUCCUGAGACUUGUGAUCAAAACAGCUGGAAACACUGCAACUAAGAGAGAGAGCAAUCCAAUGGGGAGGUGUGAGAGUGAAAUCAUAGCUCCUGCCCAUACAAAGCUCUUUUCAUGACUGGGGCCUCUAUAGGGGAAACAGCUGACCACCAUAGCGUGAGAAGACAAGUGAAAAAAUUAGGGAGAAAGUUCCCUACUUAGAUAUAGGCUUUGUCUACACUGGAACCUGAACAAUUUUGUCGUUCAGAGGUGUGGAAACUCCCCCUCCCCGCGAACAACAAAAGUUUUGCUGUCGAAAAGGGCUGGUGUGAACAGUGCUUUGUUGGCAGGAGAGCUCUCCUGCCGACAAAGCUACUGCCUGUCUUUGGGGGUGCAUGUUUUUUGUUGGCAGGAGAGCUCUCUCCUGCUGACAAACAGUGGCUACACUGUGUGCCUUUUAGCAGCACUACUGUGUCACCAAAAGGUGCGUAGUGUAGACAUAGCCAUAGAGAUUCCAAUUCAUCCACAUCUCUCUCUCUCUCUUCCCAUGUGAGUUAAUCUCUCCAUCCUCACAUCAUGCUUCUCUUUUUCCUCUCACUGUCCCUGCCAAGAAUGAUAGGUGCUCUGUGAUUCAUUGAGAUGUCUCAAUGAAGUGACAGUUAGAAUCCCCACAUUUUUUAAAGACCCAUGGCUGGAUUGGGAUCCCAAUCAUUUUUCUAUCAUUCAUUUUCAUACAUUUCAAGAGUUGGAGUAUAUUUUGUUGGAGCAGACACACCUCCUUGCUUAAGCAGGUGGGAUGUGAAUUUCAGCUGUCUAAUUCUCUGUGUUGACAUAUAAAAUCAUUAGUCUCCUACUUUUGUUAGUAUUAACAGUGACCAAUAAAAUCAAUAAAUAAAAUUUGACAAACUUUUUUAAUGCUUUCUGAGGAUUUUUUUCACAAAAUAUUCUGUUUUGAACUGCAACUUUAAGUUCAGGACUGAUCAUAUUUUGUUUUUGCCUGCGAUCUACAUGAGUUAGGUCACAAUUCUUACACAGAUUGAAAAUAAAAUGCAUGGACGUGUUUGCAGGAUUGGGGUACCCGUUCCUGGAAUCUUCUGCCUGGGUGUUGGAACACUUGCCGCUCUUCCUGCUCCCUCCAUUGGCUACCACUCCCAUUGAUUGAUGGAAAAGGUCCCUGGAUCACUGUUAAAUGAGCCGCAGGUGGAGAAGGGAGUGGAAAGUGGUAGUUCUGUUCCAUAAACAAGGUGAGGUGAAGGCGUGGCUAGUCUCUUGCUGGGCUGUAAGCAGCAGCAUGGACCUUAGUUUUGGGAGGACUUUGAUGGGGGAGGAAUAGCUUACCUUUGUAGGGCUUGCUUUCUUCAAAGGUCAAACUAGCCUUUUGGGUGUCUGAUCUAGAAGAAUGGGUGCAGUAAGAAGAGCAUGUAGGUUCAUGGUGGCUAGUUAAUCUGUGUUGAAACUGUGUUCUAGAUGGAAUCUGAAGGAAAGAGGACUGUCCCCUGAGUGCUUUUCUUUCUCCUGAGGAGUGAGCUGUGUACCAAUCCGUAACAGGUCGUUGGUUCAACUUUUGUCAUUUACUUUUAUGAAGUCUUUAACUCAUCAAAAUGUCUGCCUCACUUCAUAUCAGCUAGUGCCAACUGUUUUACUUUCUAACCCCUCUUUUACCGCUUUGUAAGUUAAUUGUGGACAGCAAGGUGCUUCUUGUGCAGGUUGUUUCAGAGGGGCUUGGUGGUAUACAGUUUAUAAAAAGGUUUAACUCUGCUCAUCUAGAAAAGAGAAAAAUUCUGUUGUGGUUUUGUUUUGGUUUAAAAAAAAAAAAAACACCCAAGAAUUUAGAGAAGAAUGGAUGAAGUUGGUGGGUUUUUUGUUUGUUGGUUUGUUUUUUUGUUAUAUGCUCAUAAGUGGUGACAAAAAGCAAGACAGUCUUUAUGCACAUGUGGCUGCCUAGUGAGACAAAUGACAGCUGAGUGCCAAACUUCUUGGCUUGGUAGAAAAAUCAGGUUUACUAUCUCUAGAUAUUACCGUGGACUUCAUAUCUUCUCUCCUAAUGGGGGCAGAAAUGAACGGGAGUGAAAAUUUUCAAGAUGGAGUCAGUUGCAUGGGUGUGGGAGAAUAUUUUAUUUUUUUAACUUGAAUGCUUUUUAGUCUGUUCAUCCCUGCAAUACUAUGACUUGUUUAGAAAUGUGAUCUGUCCUCUCCCUGGGUAGUUUUAAAAUGGCAAAUCCUGAUAACUUUUUGUCUUUCAGCUUAAAAAAUGAACACUGCUCCAGCUUCAGAAAAUGGACCAUAUUCUACAAACCACACAAGACCCUUUUUUUAUGCGCAGCCAACAGCACAACAACCUUUCCCAAAUCCAUGGUACCUUAGUCAUCUAUAUAAUCCAUACUGUGUACCUGCCCCAGGUUUCAGAAGUGGAAAUCCAUAUUUUCCAUUUUAUUCUGUUGCACUACAUGAGUACCCUGGAUAUCUUGUUCCACAACAUCCCAUGCACACAAGAGUUAACAGAAGACCUUAUUUUAAUGUUCCCCCACCCUCUCCUCUGUUUUAUCAUGCAACAAGGUUUAGACAUUAUAGUGGCCCUGGGAAAAGAACAGUGACUAAAGAAACACAGACUGAUCCUAGACAGCCUGAAAACAAACCAAAAAAGCAUCAGGAUCUCCGUACAGAAACUAAAGGCUGUGAAGCAGGAAAUAUAGGCUGUGUUUCUUCUGGUAUGGGUACAGAAACUGAAACUACUUCAGUGAAACAAGAUUCAUCUGGAUCUUCUCUUGUGCCAGAAAGAGACUUUCAAAAUAAGGGGUCUUCCAGCUCUUCACAGUAUAGAAACAUUCCUUCAGGAAGCUAUGCUUUUGAGAAAGAAGAGGUCCGAAUAGAGUAUGGAAAUGGCUCGCCUGCAAUUCAGCUAUGGAAGUCCUUUAAGGAAACUAUUCCUUUGUAUGAUGUGGCAAGUGGUAAACCAGUCCCAGAGAAUAUCGUGCAACGUGACUUGUUUUCUGUUAGCUCUUGUGAAGGGGUAAUAUAUAGCCCUCGUGAAGGGGAGGAAUUGGUGUCAUGCGCUUCUUAUUCAGAUGAACGAAAAACUGCUCUUUCUUUGAAGCAGAGUGGUGAAGAUGGACAGGAAAAAGAGGUUCAAAAUAAUGAAGUAAAACUAGGUGCAGAAAAGCUGGGAAAUGCAAGCCAAAGGGCAAAAUCUCCUCUAGGUGAAGCCAGGGCAAUGCAAAUUGCUGAGAUAGCCAGAACUGUUCGUAAUGAUCAGCUAGUGGCAAGGCAGGACACAUUGUUUAAAAAAUCUAGUUUGAAAAGAUCUGCUGCUUCAAAAACUUCUGAAGAGGAGUCCAACCUUGAUCAGCAAGCAGGAUUAUUUCCAUCCAGUACGGAAAUAACACAUGACUCAAGUCCACUGCAGAAAAAGCUAAAUCAGAGCCACAGUCCAACCAACGUAAGUCAGAUAACGGAUAAAAGCUUAUGGUGUGAAGAAUCCGUGGAGAAGUAUGUUCCUUCUAACAGCUGGCUAGCUUGCGUGGAUGACAUGGACGCUAACUACAACUAUAAUAUGUGUUUGCCACAAAGGAAAUGUCAAAGUGUACUCAGUCUGUCUUCUGAUGAAAUGUCGUCUUCUAAAGAUGAAGGAUCAUCGACUGAUGAUGUACCAGUGUCUUAUUUUGUCCCUGAUUAUGUGCUUCAGAAGAGCAUGUACGCUUUCCAAAAAAGUACAGAGGGCUCAGAGAAAGAGAAAAUUAGAAGUGGUGGCUCCCUUAAUGAAGAUGAAGUGGUAGGAAGGAAGCAGACCAAUGUUGUCAAUAGCCAGAACUUCAAAAGCUGUUCAAAAGUGAAGAUUAAAAAGAUGGCCAGCAGAGGUAGAAAGAUUGGGGUCCUCCCUAGAACUUCUGGUCAGAAAAAAAUCUACUCCCUAAAGAAAAAAGCUGCUAAGAGUUUGUCUCUGUCAGAGGCUGAAGACUCUGAAGAAUACUUUGUGGCAGAGGAAAAGGGUGACAACGAGGAUGAAGAUGAUGAAGUUGAAUAUUUCUUUCAAGAAGCCACUCCAUAUGGACACUUCAUCUCCGGUAAAGGCAGUUUCUACAGACCGAUUGGCCAGAGGGUGCUUUGGAAACCACCUAAAAAUGCCAUACCAGCUCACUUGAUUAGCUGGCCUGCUCGGGAGAAAAUAAAAACAAAGAGUGGGUUCUGUGAACGCACUGGUCUGGCUCCUAAGUCAAGUGAGAAGGAACAGGAUGAGGUUGUGUACAGUGAUUAUGGGUACUAUGGAAAAAAGAGGCUUACAGCAAAACAAGAGGGAUCUGACCAUAAGAGAACUUCACAGAAGUCUUCAAGAGUAAGGUUACUAAAGGAAAACAUGGGGCUGACAGCUGAUGAGUACUGGAUUAGAAGUGGUGCUAAACCCAAGUUUGCCAGCUUGAUAUGUGGUAGCCUAUCAUCCCCAACCAAAAGCAAAGAACAAGGUAAUCUGCUUUUGGAUAAACCAAAAAGGAAAAGGAUAGGCAAACCCCCUUACAAACGUAGAGACACAAGAUGUGAGGCAGAAGACAUUGAAGUAUGGGAAAUGCCUAAACCCAGUGCACACAAAGGGUGUGGAUCAAAGAGGUCUCUCUACAAAAGAAGAUAAUCUGACUAUUGCAAAUGCAAGGGAAAAUCUGAUUAUUACAAAUGCUGGGGGAAGAACACAAACAUACUGAGGUUGCAUGUCUCUUAAUCUUUAAAAUGAGUCCAUAAGUAACUUUUUUUUUCUGUAUAAAUCUUUCUAAGCUACUAUGCACAGUUAAAGGGUAAGAAGUAACACUGUAAAGAGUUGGAGUACACCAUAUAAAAUAUUAAAUGAAAGGAACACUUGAAAUAAAGCACUCUAAAUUGUAAAUAAGUACUCACUUAUUGCUUAAAAGCAAUAAAGUUAACAGAAUUG
Trachemys scripta elegans is the source of this 5422-nucleotide messenger RNA. RefSeq lists its product as uncharacterized. The coding region runs from base 2759 to 5128 and encodes 789 amino acids. Lineage: Eukaryota; Metazoa; Chordata; Testudines; Emydidae. The record is from RefSeq and is a predicted model, not a curated record. The transcript has 5 exons.